Molecule: messenger RNA, 2432 nt
Organism: Raphanus sativus (radish)
Lineage: Eukaryota; Viridiplantae; Streptophyta; Magnoliopsida; Brassicales; Brassicaceae
Product: U-box domain-containing protein 13
Exons: 4
Coding region: 96-2111 (671 amino acids)
Biological process (GO): protein ubiquitination; cell surface receptor signaling pathway
Cellular component (GO): nucleus; cytoplasm
Molecular function (GO): protein binding; ubiquitin-protein transferase activity
Source: RefSeq, a predicted model, not a curated record
CCCGUGAGCCGACACCAAAAGGCAAAAGCCAACGCCGUUAGCGGAAAAGUCCUCACUAAUAAACGGGAAAACAUUUUCCUCCUUUCUGCGGAACCAUGGAGGAGGAGAAAGCUGCCGUUUCCGUCACCGUCACCGUCGUCGCGCAGAGCUUAAUCGAUGUGGUGAACGAGAUUGCGUCUGUUUCCGAUUACCGCACGACGGUGAAGAAGCUAUGCAGCAACCUAGCUAGGAGGUUGAAGCUGCUUGUUCCGAUGUUCGAGGAGAUCAGAGAGAGCAACGAUCUCAUCAUGAGUGAAGAUACACUGGGGACGUUGGUCUCCUUGAGAGAAGCCUUGUCCUCGGCCAAGGAUCAUCUCAAGUUCUGCAGCGGAGGGAGCAAGAUCUAUCUGGUGAUGGAGAAGGAACAAGUGACGAGUAAGUUGCUGGAGGUUUCAGUUCAGCUUGAACAAUCUUUAAGUAAGAUUCCUUUUGAGGAUCUUGACAUAUCUGAUGAAGUUAAAGAACAGGUUGAGCUGGUUCUGAGUCAGUUUCGGCGAGCGAAAGGAAGAGUAGAUGCAUCAGACGAUGAACUAUAUCAAGACCUUCAGUCACUGUGUACCAAAAGCAGCGAUGUGGAUGAUGAUUAUCAGGUUGCGCUGCAGCGGGUUGCGAAGAAGUUACAGCUCAUGGAGAUUCCUGACCUAGCUCAAGAAUCAGUGGCUCUGCACGAAAUGGUUGCUUUGAGCGGUGGGGGAGACGCUGAGGAGAUGACAAUGGUGCUGAAGCGGAUUAAGGAUUUUGUGCAGAUGGAGAGUGACAACAACAGCGAGGACCAGAAAGUAGGUGUCAUCAACUCGAGUAGUAGCAAUGGACAAACUUCCACGGCUGUGAGUCAGAAGAUACCCGUGGUUCCCGAUGAUUUUCGCUGUCCGAUAUCUCUGGAGAUGAUGAGAGAUCCAGUUAUUGUUUCAACAGGGCAGACCUAUGAACGCACCUGCAUUGAGAAGUGGAUAGAAGCUGGGCAUUCGACAUGUCCAAAAACACAGCAAGCGCUGACAAGCACAACCCUCACACCUAACUAUGUCCUCCGUAGUCUCAUAGCUCAGUGGUGCGAGGCCAAUGAUAUUGAGCCUCCAAAACCUCCCAGCAGUUUUAGGCCCCGGAAAGUAUCCUCCUUCUCCUCCCCAGCAGAAGCCAACAAGAUCGAAGAUCUUAUGUGGAGACUGGCUUACGGAAACCCAGAGGACCAGAGAUCCGCAGCUGGGGAGAUCCGCCUCCUCGCGAAACGAAACGCAGACAACCGUGUGGCCAUAGCCGAAGCUGGAGCCAUACCUCUUCUCGUUGGCCUCCUCGCAACUCCUGAUUCUCGUAUCCAAGAACAUUCCGUGACAGCUCUUCUAAACCUCUCCAUAUGUGAGAACAACAAGGGAGCCAUUGUCUCUGCUGGAGCCAUCCCUGGGAUAGUUCAAGUGCUCAAGAAAGGAAGCAUGGAGGCUAGAGAGAAUGCUGCUGCUACCCUCUUCAGUCUCUCGGUGAUUGACGAAAACAAAGUGACCAUCGGUGUCUUGGGAGCGAUCCCGCCGCUCGUCGUGCUGCUUAAUGAAGGCACGCAGAGAGGAAAGAAAGACGCUGCUACUGCACUUUUCAACCUCUGCAUUUACCAAGGAAACAAAGGAAAAGCCAUACGAGCAGGAGUGGUUCCCACCUUGACUAGACUCUUAACAGAGCCCGGGAGCGGGAUGGUCGACGAGGCGCUGGCGAUUCUGGCCAUUCUCUCGAGCCAUCCCGAAGGGAAAGCGAUCAUAGGGUCAUUGGACGCAGUCCCGAGCCUGGUGGAGUUUAUCAGGACUGGUUCGCCUAGAAACAGAGAGAACGCAGCUGCGGUUCUAGUUCACCUCAGUUCUGGUGACAACCCACAACAUCUGGUGGAAGCUCAGAAACUCGGACUUAUGGGUCCAUUGAUAGAUUUAGCAGGAAACGGAACAGAUAGAGGGAAAAGAAAAGCAGCUCAGUUGCUUGAACGUAUAAGCCGUCUAGCUGAACAGCAGAAGGAGACGGCUGUUCAGGAACAAACUAAAGAAGAAGAUGAACCAACACAUUCAACAUCCACCACAGAAGCUGCUGCGACUUGAUUAAAAGCUACUAAAGGUCAUUUCUCCCACGUACGUCUGUUAUUAUUCCAACUUUCUUUUUCUUUUAUUAUUCUCCUUCGAGGUAAGCUUCACCGUAGACGGCAGAAGCAGAAGAUGGCCUCCUUGUUGUACUCUGUUUAAAACUUUACGGUGAUACCUCUGCAAGGACGGAGCAAUCCGGACCUGAGGAGAGAAAAGCAAAUAUGCAUACAUAGACGUCAACUUGUAUCAUUGUAAACUUUAAUGUUUGUAAUCAAAUUCCACAAGCCUUAUUUUUUCUUUUGUUUUGUGUUGGUUUUAAUACAAGAUCUCUGUUCACUU